Messenger RNA from Penicillium daleae, 2178 nucleotides. RefSeq names its product Low-affinity potassium transport protein. The record is from RefSeq and is a predicted model, not a curated record. Gene Ontology annotation, biological process: intracellular potassium ion homeostasis; potassium ion import across plasma membrane. Gene Ontology annotation, molecular function: high-affinity potassium ion transmembrane transporter activity. The coding region runs from base 1 to 2178 and encodes 725 amino acids. Gene Ontology annotation, cellular component: plasma membrane. The transcript has 6 exons. Lineage: Eukaryota; Fungi; Ascomycota; Eurotiomycetes; Eurotiales; Aspergillaceae.
AUGGCGGGACUCCACUAUAAGACGAUGAGGGCCUAUCUUCCCAGAGUACGGUUCCUCACACUACAUUAUGCCUACUUUAUUGGGCUAUCCUUAAUUACCUCCGCCAUCUUCUGGGGCACCUCUUCCCCUGCCCAGAGUGUGCGAUAUAUUAACUCGUUGUACAUGACUGUGAGCGCUAUGACCCUCACUGGCAUGAACACGGUGAACCUGUCUACCCUCAGUACAUUCCAGCAAGUCCUGCUGUUCUUUCUGAUCUUGUCUGGAUCUGCGAUCUGGGUGUCGAUCGCCAUAGUCUUAGUUCGCAAACAUGCAUUUGAGAGAAGGUUUGCCGAUAUUGUUAAAGCAGAGCGUCUUGAGCGAAAAUCUCGUAGUCAGAUUAGGUUUGGCAGUGCAAUCACAAGGUCACGCUCUUUCUCCAGAGAGCCUACUUCGCCCCAGGAACGUACUUGGCUGCCAGGACACCUACCCAUGUUCCGCUCUUCGACCUGGGGAGAUCCAGUUGACCCUAGCGGUACAUUCCAACGCGGGAGCUCGGAGAAGAAAGACCCGGCAUCGGACUCUCGGCCUGAACAUACUGAUGUUGGAAACUUCAACCAACAACCAAACCAGCCCGUUUCGGAAGUUGGCGAUGAUGCUCGGUCUGUGGCUCCCGAAGAAGAAUCCCAUAAUGGAGAAGUUUCCAGGGAGCAAACGAGUCACACUGGUAAUGAUGUGCAUAUUGCAUUCACUGCAGACUUACGCCGGAAUAACUCCGAAGAUCAACAGUCAAACCCAAUACGCCGACGCAUGCUUUCUCCAUACACCAAUGUUCUGAAUCGCUCUACAACGCUCGGCGAAUUGGAAGAAGGUCCAUCCGCCAACGGGUCUGGUGGAGAGGACCUUCAUUUGAACCUUCUUCACAAGUUGCAUCGCAAUUCUACCUUCUACAAUCUCAGUGAAGCAGAGCGGCAAAAGCUCGGAGGUGCCGAGUAUCGAGCAAUCUCCUUGUUGGCAAUCAUUGUGCCGAUCUACUUUUUCCUUUGGCAGCUGCUCGGCGGGUUAGGGGUAGGAGCGUAUCUCGCAAGGAAUAAAGCGUCAGUGACUGAGUCCAACGGUCUGAAUCCUUGGUGGACCGGCUUCUUUUUUGCAAUUUCUGCAUUCAACAACUCUGGCAUGAGUCUUGUCGACGCGAAUAUGAUUCCCUUUCAAACAUCAACCUACAUGCUCAUCACAAUGGGCUUACUGAUCCUGGCUGGAAAUACCUGCUAUCCAAUUUUUCUGCGAUGGAUAUUACGUGCUAUCCGCCUCAUGAUCCCAGAUCACGAGUACUUCGGUCAGUUCCGCGACACCCUAGAUUUUCUGUUGGAUCAUCCACGGCGAUCUUAUACCACUUUAUUUCCUUCUGCUCAAACUUGGUGGCUGUUACUCUCGGUCAUUGUAUUGAAUGGUAUUGAUUGGGUUGCUUUCGAAGUACUCAACAUAAAUAACCCAACCGUGAACGCCAUUCCGCGGGGAUCCCGUGUGUUGGAUGGGCUGUUCCAAGCCGUUUGCGUUCGCAGUGGAGGUUUCUACGUGGUCAAUAUCUCCGCCCUCCAACUGGGGACACAAGUCAUCUAUGUGGUGAUGAUGUAUAUCUCGGUCUAUCCCGUUGUGAUUACUAUGCGACACUCGAACGUAUACGAAGAAAGGAGUCUGGGGAUCUAUGCUGAUGACCAAUUCCCCAACGAUGAUGAUCAGGAUUCGUCAUCGGAUACUUCAAGAAAUCCACUUUCCAUGACACCCGCCGCUGGGAGAAUCUACUUCAUCCGUCAACAGCUACGGGCGCAGAUGGCAUACGAUCUAUGGUGGAUCGCGUUGGCUGUCAUCAUAAUUUGCAUCGUGGAGGCAGGCCAAUUCACCCGCAAUCCCGUUACAUUCUCAGCAUUCAACAUUAUUUUCGAGACUGUGAGUGCAUAUGGAUGUGUCGGGAUUAGCACAGGCCUUCCAAAUCAAUUUUACAGUUUCUCUGGAGCCUGGCAUACAUUAAGCAAGCUUGUGCUCUGCGCUGUGAUGAUCCGAGGUCGCCAUCGAGGUCUGCCGGUCGCUAUUGACAAGGCGAUUAUGCUACCGAGCGAGAAGCUUAUCAGAGCCGAAGAGGAAGAUGCACAGAUUAGGAUGGAACGAACAAUGAGCCGCAGGCGAUCCCGAUCGUCAGUCUAG